Molecule: messenger RNA, 1151 nt
Organism: Lactuca saligna
Lineage: Eukaryota; Viridiplantae; Streptophyta; Magnoliopsida; Asterales; Asteraceae
Source: the annotation of a GenBank genome assembly
AUGUUGCAGUCUUUCAGACACCAUAUCAACAUGGCUAACGAAAAGAUCCUAAGUUACAACGACGUAAUCCUCCUCCAAUCAGAUCUCACCAUUUUAAAAAACCCAUGUUUUCUCAACGACCGAAUAAUCGAAUUCUACUUCACUCAUCUCUCUUCACUCCAUUCACAACAAAUCCUCUUUCUCCCUCCUUCAAUCACCUUCUGGAUAACAAACUGUCCAGAUACAGACACCCUUUCAGACUUCCUCCAACCCCUAAACCUCCCAUCAAAACAACUCAUCUUCUUCCCAGUCAACAACAACGAUGACGUGGCAGUGGCUGAAGGCGGGACCCACUGGAGCUUACUUGUAUUUUUCCAAACCAAAAACUUAUUCGUCCACCAUGACAGCUUCCAUGGUCUCAAUAACCACCAUGCUAAACGGCUUUACAAAAGAGUUGUUUCGUAUGCUACUGGUGAUUUGGAUGAUACUGAAACAAGGUAUAUGGAAUACGCGCGGACCCCACAACAAGUCAAUGGGUUUGACUGCGGGUUGUAUGUUUUAGCGAUUGCUAAGGAAAUAUGUAGGUGGUUUGAUGGUGAUGGGAACAAAAACGAGGAUGAUUUAUGGUUUUUGUUUGUUAAGGAAAGGGUUACUUCAACAAGUGUAUCGGGAAUGCGUAUGGAGAUUUUGGAGCUUAUAAGAAGCUUAAGAGAGAAAAAGUGAUGUUAUAGGGUUUGUGACAAAAAAAAGGAAAAAGAAAAACGGGUUUCAUGAUAUUGUAAUAUGUAAUUGUGUUGUGAUUUCUCAUGUUGUUUGUUGAACAGUGUGACAGGCUUCGUGGGCCUAAAUUCAAUUUUUGUAAGUGGGCUUGCUUAGGAAAAUGGAUAAUAGGUGUGAUUGGGCCUAUAUAUAAGUGGGUUUAAUUGGGCCUAUGUAGAAUAGGAUUGAAGUGCUAAGACUAAGAGCAUCCAUAUGAUAGUUUUUUUCUUCUUGCAAAUGGUUAUUUAGGCAUCAAUUGAAAGCUACAUCAUCACCGGAUGCAACUUUUUGAAAUGCUUUCAAGCCACAAGUGGAGCCCUAUAUGCUUCCUUUUUCCUAUUGAGUUUCUUUUAUUAUUAUUUAUUUUAAAACUUACUUUUUAAAUAAUUUAUAAAUAAUCAUGUUUUUGUUUA